CUACGCUGAUACGUCAUGUCGCCUGGCUUGCCAGAUUGGAAUAAAGUAAAUGAACAUUAUAAUUUCGUUAACUUUCUGUAACUGUGACGACCUGGAAACGUCCACCCUCGGGGAAUCAAGCGGGUCACGUGACUUGUACGCAAUUGUGUUCUAGUGAAAAACAAUGGAACUUAGCCUCGUAGUAAUCGCGUGUCCAGACACACUUGCGAUAAAUGGUGAAGCUGUUUAGCAACGAAGAAAAUAACGUAAAUGCUGCUGUAAGACAGGGCCAAAAAAAUCCUAACUUUACCGCCGUUGCCAGGGACACCCUUCUUCUCACUCCAUCCACCAUGGGUACGACAAUGCAUCUCAGAGACAGUUUUAUGUUCAUGGAUCUAGUCAGCUUUUGAACCUCGCUAUGGCUCAAAACGACGAACAUGGAGGCGGUCUGCGGGCAUUUGACCUCAAAACAGAAAAUCGACACGCGGAGCACCCAGAUUUAGAAGUGCGGAAUUUGGUCAGCAAUCAACAGACUAGUGCUGAUGGGCCGUCUUUCACUGGGCGUCAACAUCCCAUCUUGGAUGGACAGUCUUUAGCCGGACAUCAACAACAGAUCCCAGAUGGACAGUCUUCAGUCGGACAUCAACAACAGAUCCCAGAUGAACGGUCUUUAGAGGGACAUCAACAACAGAUCCCAGAUGAACGGUCUUUAGCCGGACAUCAACAACAGAUCCCAGAUGAACGGUAUUUAGAGGGACAUCAACAACAGAUCCCAGAUGAACGGUCUUUAGCCGGACAUCAAAAAGUCGAUGUCUGUAAUUUGGAGUCUCCGACUGAAAUUCACGACAUAAGUCAGAAACUUCAAGAAAGUCCUAAACUUUCUAAAGCCAGCCACGAAUUAGUGAAGAUAGAAAUGUUACAGAUAGCAGGAGGGGAGCAGAUGGAGGACUCUAGCAGCGAGAGUGAGACGGACGUUGAAACGGAAAAAACACGAACUUUGACCUUUCAAGUUUACGCUGCAAGAAGCCGAUGCUUCAAGCUGUGCCGAGAGAGAGGCUCAGCUCUAAAGAAGGCACGUCACGUGACUUGUCUGCUCUUGUACAUCUCCUACUUUGUGUACGCUAUGUACCUUCACCACAGUGACGGCACAUCUACAGGACUUAUUGUCCUGACAGCUGUCCUGGUCCUUGCCUUGUCCUAUCGUUACCUGCAUGUCGAUCGUGUGACGUCAAAGAUACGCAAGUUGUUUUCCAAGCACCCUGUAGCUCUAAAACGCUUCAAACGAAGUACAGCUUUGGCCUGUGUUGUGGCGACAGUGGCUACAUUGGUGACAGAAGUUAUCAUGGUCCGUCCUAAAAACCUCGUCUCUCUCACCGGCAUGGCCGCCAUGUUGCUGACGUUUUUCAUCACAUCCUCACAUCCUCAUAAAAUAAUAUGGCGACCAGUGGUCACUGGUCUGUUGAUGCAGUACGUGUUUGCCUUGGCUGUUCUGCGAGUUCCCGGGGUGCACCAGAUAUUCCGGUGGGUGGGGGAGGUUGUCACUACUCUGGUCUCGUUCUCCAAAGAAGGCGGGCAGUUUUUGUUUGGGACUGAUCUCAAAUCCAACGGAUUCGUUUUUCAUCUAAUCCCUCUCAUCAUUUUCGUCAUCGCCUUUUUAUCUGUCCUUGAACAACUGGGGGUGCUUCACGUCCUGCUGAAGAUAUUGGGCAAGUUUCUGGCGUUCUGCACAGGCGCGUCACCCGCUGAGUCACUCAAUGCCUCGGCCAACAUCUUCAUGGGGCCACUGGAUUCUGUUCUGGUUGUGAGGCCAUAUUUAAAAUAUCUGACUUCCUCAGAGCUCCAUUGCUUUAUGUCUAGCGCCAUGUCCACAGUAACGGGAAGCAUCAUUGGUUUAUACAUCGCGUUUGGGAUAUCUGCGGAUCAUCUCCUGGCAGCCUCUGUGAUGUCAGCUCCAGCAGCUUUAUCUUUGGCCAACCUGGCAGUCCCAGAAACCAGCAUACGUAAGGCUCGGAUGGGUGGCCAGGAGCUGGUUUUUACAAGAAGGUACCGAAGUGUGAUCGACGCGGCCUCUAGUGGCGCGGUCAGUGCCACUACUCUCGCUGCAUCUAUACUGGCCAACUCGACAGCCGUGGUCAGCUUUAUGAAGAUGAUCAACUCAACACUAGGCUGGUUGGGACAGCUGGUGGGAAUCAAGAAUCUAACACUACAAUGGAUCUGCUCCUUCCUUUUUUAUCCACUGGCUCUAUCCAUGGGCGUGGAUGUGGAUGACGGGAGACAGGUAGCUGAACUGCUGGGCAUCAAAGUGUUCCUCAACGAACUUGUGGCCUACAGCGAGCUGGGCGUUUACCGCAAAAACCGCAAACUCUAUGAGGACUACCAGUCACAAAACUUGACUGUCUACACGCUCGACCCCGGCACGGGAGACGUCUUUCUACAUGGCUGGAAUAUGACCUUGACCCGGGGGUUCCUGUCCGAACGUUCAGAGGUGAUCACAACCUACGCCUUGUGUGGGUUCGCCAACUUCAUCAGUGUCGGCAUCAUCAUGGGCUGCUACAUCGUGCUGAUGCCCCACCGUAAGAAAGUCAUCUUCAAGUACAUCUUGCGCUCUAUGGUCGUAGGACACUGUGCCAGCUUUAUGACUGCAUGUGUUGCAGGUCUGCUACUGUAAGACCCUGCUAGUUGGAGGACAAUACUGUAUCAGAUUGACUCCUGUAAGACCCCGCUAGUUUCAGGACAAAACUGUAUAAGAUUGAUUGAGAUGAAUACACACAUACAAGUACUGAACAUUGAGAUGAUGAUAUCAGGAGUAAAAUAUAUGCACUCGCCAAAAUGGCCCAAGCUUUACAAAUCAAUUCGAAGCAUUGAUUGACCCAGGGAAGACAUCUGAUUGACCAAGGGGCAAAUGUCCAACUGACGGCCAUAAAAGCAGUACACCAUUCUUUUAAAUGGGGAGUUCUAGUCGAGGCAGCUUAAACAAGCCAAUCAAUGAUUUUAAAAAUAAAAGGGAUCUAUUUAUAUACACAUGCCACAAGGUGUUUAUUU
Physella acuta is the source of this 3021-nucleotide messenger RNA. Its product is annotated as sodium/nucleoside cotransporter 1. Gene Ontology annotation, cellular component: plasma membrane. Lineage: Eukaryota; Metazoa; Mollusca; Gastropoda; Physidae. Gene Ontology annotation, molecular function: nucleoside:sodium symporter activity. The record is from RefSeq and is a predicted model, not a curated record. Gene Ontology annotation, biological process: nucleoside transmembrane transport.